Molecule: messenger RNA, 2766 nt
Organism: Vigna unguiculata (cowpea)
Lineage: Eukaryota; Viridiplantae; Streptophyta; Magnoliopsida; Fabales; Fabaceae
Gene: URE
Product: urease
Biological process (GO): urea catabolic process
Cellular component (GO): urease complex
Molecular function (GO): nickel cation binding; urease activity
Source: RefSeq, a predicted model, not a curated record
CAAAAAAUUUGUUGAUCACAUUAGUAUAGUACUGUGAUGUUUUACACUUUGAAGUGAAGUGCGGCGUAAGAACCAUAAGACUUGGGCUGCUCUUAUCCAUAAACAUGUUUCUUCGAGUUCAUGAUUCUAACUGAAAAAUGAAACUAAGUCCAAGGGAGAUCGAGAAACUAGACCUUCACAAUGCUGGCUACCUUGCACAGAAGCGUCUUGCUCGUGGUUUAAGACUCAAUUAUGUUGAAACUGUGGCUCUCAUAGCAACACAGAUUUUGGAAUUUGUUCGUGAUGGUGAGAAGAGUGUUGCACAGUUAAUGUCCAUUGGGAGAGAACUUCUGGGAAGGAAACAAGUUCUUCCAGCUGUUCGACAUCUCGUGGAAAGUGUUCAGGUUGAAGCCACCUUUCGUGAUGGGACUAAGUUAGUGACCAUUCAUGACCCAAUCGCUUGCGAGAAUGGAAACCUUGAACUAGCAUUGUUUGGUUCUUUUCUUCCGGUACCUUCACUUGACAAGUUUACAGAGAACGAAGAAGAUCAUAGAAUUCCAGGACAAAUAGUAUUUAGAGGUGAAAAUCUGAUUCUUAACCCUGGAAGGCGUGCAAUAAUUCUUAGAGUUAUCAACAAUGGAGACAGGCCAAUUCAGGUUGGAAGCCACUAUCAUUUUAUUGAAGUAAAUCCUUACUUGACCUUUGAUCGAAGGAAAGCGUAUGGCAUGCGCCUCAACAUAGCCGCUGGGAAUGCCACACGCUUUGAGCCAGGGGAAUGUAAAAGUGUUGUACUUGUCAGCAUUGGAGGUAGCAAAGUCAUCAGAGGAGGUAAUAACAUUGCUGAUGGUCCAGUUAAUGAUUCCAAUUGCAUUGCAGCCAUGGAGGCUGUGACCACAAGGGGAUUUGGGCACGUAGAAGAGGAAAAUGCUAGGGAAGGUGUUACUGGAGAAGACUAUUCAUUAACUACAGUUAUACUUCGAGAGGAAUAUGCCAACAAGUAUGGUCCUACAAGUGGUGACAAAAUCCGUCUCGGUGAUACCGAUUUGUUUGCUGAAAUUGAAAGAGAUUUUGUUGUGUAUGGUGAUGAAUGUGUUUUUGGAGGUGGAAAAGUCAUAAGAGAUGGAAUGGGUCAAUCAUGUGGUCAUUUACCUAAGGAUUCCUUGGAUACUGUCAUAACAAAUGCUGUGAUCAUUGAUUAUACUGGAAUUAUCAAAGCAGAUAUUGGUAUUAAAAAUGGAUUGAUUUUCUCAAUUGGAAAAGCAGGAAAUCCAGACAUUAUGAAUGAUGUAUCUCAUAAUAUGAUAAUUGGGGCUAAUACUGAAGUUAUUGCUGGAGAGGGCUUGAUUUUGACACCUGGGGCUAUAGAUUGUCAUGUUCAUUUUAUAUGCCCUCAGUUAGUAGAUGAUGCCGUAACAAGUGGUAUCACAACAUUAGUGGGAGGAGGAACAGGACCCGCUGAUGGAACACGUGCUACGACAUGUACACCAGCUCCAAAUCAGAUGAAAAUGAUGCUACAAUCAACAGAUGACAUGCCUUUAAACUUUGGUUUCACUGGAAAAGGGAACAGUGCCAAACCUGAUGAACUGCAUCACAUAAUCAGCGCUGGAGCUAUGGGAUUGAAGCUGCACGAGGAUUGGGGAACUACACCAGCUGCAAUAGACACUUGUUUGUCUGUUGCAGAACAAUAUGAUAUCCAGGUUAACAUACACACUGACACCUUAAAUGAAUCUGGUUUUGUGGAACAUACUAUUGCUGCAUUUAAAGGAAGAACUAUUCAUGCUUAUCACAGUGAAGGUGCAGGUGGUGGCCAUGCUCCAGAUAUCAUAAAAGUAUGUGGUGUGAAGAAUGUUCUGCCAUCUUCGACAAAUCCAACGCGCCCUUAUACGUCUAAUACCAUAGAUGAGCAUCAUGAUAUGUUGAUGGUGUGCCAUCAUCUUGAUAAGGAUAUUCCAGAAGAUGUAGCUUUUGCAGAUUCAAGAAUAAGGGCUGAAACAAUUGCUGCUGAAGAUAUUUUGCAUGAUAUGGGCGCAAUUAGCAUUAUAUCUUCUGAUUCACAGGCUAUGGGUCGAAUUGGAGAGGUGAUAUGCAGAACUUGGCAAACUGCGGAUAAAAUGAAGUCACAUAGAGGACCACUGCAACCUGGUGAACAGAAUGACAACGUUCGGAUCAAACGUUACAUUGCAAAGUACACUAUAAACCCAGCUAUAGCAAAUGGUUUCUCGCAAUAUGUUGGUUCAGUUGAGGUGGGAAAGUUAGCUGAUCUUGUACUAUGGAAGCCGUCAUUUUUUGGAGCAAAACCAGAAAUGGUGAUCAAAGGUGGUGAGGUUGCAUAUUCUAACAUGGGUGACCCAAAUGCAAGCAUUCCAACACCUGAACCAGUGUUUAUGAGACCUAUGUUUGGUGCAUUUGGCAAGGCUGGUAGUGCACACUCCAUUGCUUUUGUGAACAAGGUAGCUUUGGCCAAUGGGGUAAAAGCUUUGUAUGGACUUAACAAGAGAGUGGAAGCUGUGGAAAAUGUAAGGAAACUCACCAAGCUCGACAUGAAACUGAAUAAUGCUCUUCCAGAAAUCACUGUGGAUCCCGAAACAUACACAGUUACAGCAGAUGGAGAGGUUCUCACCUGCACUGCAGCCAAGACUAUUCCUCUUUCAAGAAAUUACUUCCUCUUUUAAACUCAAAGUGCGUGUGCAAUCCACAAUUUUAUUCAAAGAACCAUUAAGUAAGCAUGAACAUUAUCAUGCUGAUAGAUAUUCAAAAUCAAUAAAUUUUUUUGGUUCUUUCACUUUA